Caenorhabditis briggsae is the source of this 447-nucleotide messenger RNA. RefSeq names its product Protein CBR-TWK-17 (gene Cbr-twk-17). The coding region runs from base 1 to 447 and encodes 148 amino acids. The transcript has 3 exons. Lineage: Eukaryota; Metazoa; Nematoda; Chromadorea; Rhabditida; Rhabditidae. Gene Ontology annotation, molecular function: potassium ion leak channel activity. The record is from RefSeq and is a predicted model, not a curated record. Gene Ontology annotation, cellular component: membrane. Gene Ontology annotation, biological process: stabilization of membrane potential; potassium ion transmembrane transport.
AUGGGAGCUACUGUAAUUAUAUGGCUCGAAGCGGAUCAUGAACUGGAAGGCAAAAAAGCCAAAGUGAAACAUGUGUUCGAUAUUUAUUCCCAAAUUAUAAACGAAACAAUUGCAUUAUCCUCAAAUCGAAGUGACGCGGCGACGGUGGAGAGUCGGAUGAGACCACUGCUUGCAUCAUUAUCAAAAGCUCACGAGUAUGACGAUCGUUUCACAGAUACAAAUCAACUAUGGACCGGAGAACAGGAUGGGAUGACGACUAGAUGGACGUUUGCAGCAGCUACUCUUUAUGCGCUCACUGUGAUCACUUCUACAGGUUACGACCAUGUUACCCCUGCCACUGAUCCCGGAAGAAUAUUCACUGUAUUUUUCGGAUUGAUAGGUAUCCCAUUGAUGUUUAUCACUGCCGCCGAUAUUAGAAAGUUUUUGUCUGAAAUUGUUAUUAGGUAA